GCCGAGGUGUUCGCAAGUGAUGAGGCGUGGGCCGCUGGCCGUGCUGAGCCACAGACCCUGCUAUACUGCGCGACGUGCUGGGGCCACACGACCGACAUAAAUGGGCGAGGCCUGAUUGCGCCCUGCCCUUCGCGCAAGCUUGCCAGUGCAGCGGCGAACAAAAGCGCCAUCUCGUCGGUUUGCCGUCAUCCCAAGAAGGCCCGAGGCCUGCUUGGAGAGCUCCCGUCGCCACUCGCGUCGGAGCGCUAUUGGUCUCGAUACUUUUUCGAGGGGUCCGAGGAUGGCCUUGCGAUGCUCGAGAACCCCCCGGCUGUCAUCGACUCGACGGGCCCCGGGCGGCCUCAGCUGCACAUGGUGCUCGCUUCUUUCCGCCUCGAUGAAAUCCGAGCUGGAGAGCUUGGUCAGAGGGCCGUCGAGCGAAUAGCCGAGAAGACUCGGGCCGAAGAGCCUUGGGAAGAGGACUAG
Molecule: messenger RNA, 465 nt
Organism: Prorocentrum cordatum
Lineage: Eukaryota; Dinophyceae; Prorocentrales; Prorocentraceae
Source: the annotation of a GenBank genome assembly